UUUUUUUUUUUUUGGCUUUGUGAAGUUUCUCAAGUAAUAAUGCCAAUCACUCGUCAUACAGCUAAUAAGGAUAACUUGUCUAAACAAAUCUCUAAUAAGAACUUGAACGCUUCCAAUGAUAUAUCAGAACCUGUAAACCAAUUGAACAAAAUACAACAUAAUGAUCUUGAAACACGACCAUCUUCAAAACCAAACCAAAAUGAUAUCCAGUUAAAUCAAACUUUACAAAGUAUAUUAAAUAUAUUGACAAGACACGAUCGAUACAAUCUCACUACUUUAGAACCUUUCAAAAAUAUGCAACAAAAACUCACUAAAUGUCACUACUUGAAUGCUGAUGAAUUCAAAAAUGACAUUGAUAUAUUAUUUACAAAGAUACGAUUGAAUGCCAAAACACAAGAUCAAAGAACAAUAGAACAAUUAUAUAUUGCCCUUCUCGGUAGUAUCAAAUUAGAAACAACUCGACUAAGAAAUCAACAAGAAGGACAUUCUAUGAUGGAAACUUCAAGCUUGGAACCAAAUGAUCAACAUUGGAUACAGACUGCUUUAUUUCGACCUACUAUCGAUGGAUUUAUGUUUACUGAUGCCAAUUCAAAUAUGGAUCAAAUCAAUGAACCAUUACCAUCUAGGAUUCAAACUAUCGCUAUUCAUCCAAUACCUGCAGAAACAUUUGCUGUUCCAAGCAUGAAACAAGUCGUCCAAUUACCUUACCGAUUCCCUUCAAGAUUCUUAAAACAUGAAGACAAACCAAUCGUACCUGUACAAUGGUUAGAUUAUGGACCUUUCAGUAGUUUUGCUCCAGCAUGUGAUUCUAAUAAUGCCAACGCGUGUUAUGAAUCAACUUAUAUGGGACGAGCUACCAAACGGUUUAGAAGAUGGGAAAGGAAACAUAGGCGAUCACACAUGGAUACAAAACAAUCUACAGAUGAUAUGGAUAUAGAUAUAGAUGUGGAAUGGUUACAAAAUCAAGGAUUGGAUGUGGAUGCUAUUGUAGGUGCUACCAUGAACGAAGAUAUAACUACCACUAUGACUGAUGAUGAUAAUAAUGACGAGAAUCAUCUGGACAACAUACUCAACAAGAAUAAGAAACUUAUAGAAGAAUUAUUGAUAUAUCAAGAACGACGUUUUGCAUCAUCUUCAGAUAAAUAUCCUACCAAAGUAGAUAUGAAAGAACAAGAAACAGCUGAUACGUUACAACGUCAUUUUUACGAAAUCUUAUCACAAUUAUCACCAUCAUCCAUUAUUCAACCUCAAGAUAUAGAAAAUGCCAUGGCACGUCUACCUUUACAAGAAGCAGCUUACCGUGGAUCUUUACCACCCAAUAAAAUAUUCGCCUUUCCAAGUUCGGACAAAAUGGAAUCUUCUUUACCGCCACCUUAUGCCAACAUUACACCUACUUAUGCCAAGGAACGAUGGCGAAUGAUUGAUGUUCAAGGUCAUGAUUUGUCAUAUCGACAACAACAACAAUCUAGUUCUUCUUCUUCUACCGUUCCUCAAGUAACUACCAAUUCACAUACACCAAGUCCCCUUCGAUCUUAGGAAAAAGAAAAAAAAAUACCUUCUUUGUUUACAUAGUCCUUUUUUUUAAAAAAAACUUUAUUUAGUUUCCAU
Halteromyces radiatus is the source of this 1608-nucleotide messenger RNA. RefSeq lists its product as uncharacterized. Bases 40 to 1536 code for a protein of 498 amino acids. NCBI's taxonomy places the organism in Eukaryota, Fungi, Mucoromycota, Mucoromycetes, Mucorales, Cunninghamellaceae. The record is from RefSeq and is a predicted model, not a curated record. The transcript is spliced from 6 exons.